Tarenaya hassleriana is the source of this 792-nucleotide messenger RNA. RefSeq names its product zinc finger protein 8-like. The record is from RefSeq and is a predicted model, not a curated record. Gene Ontology annotation, biological process: negative regulation of abscisic acid-activated signaling pathway. NCBI's taxonomy places the organism in Eukaryota, Viridiplantae, Streptophyta, Magnoliopsida, Brassicales, Cleomaceae. The transcript has a single exon. Bases 1 to 792 code for a protein of 263 amino acids.
AUGGCGAUCCACGUAGUUUCCGUCUCUUCUUCUUCUGGUUCUUCCGCAACCAAACCGGGCACUGUUACGGAGAAACUUGCGAAAAAACUCAUGGAUCAGGAACGAGAGACGGUGAAUCCGAAACCCGGGUUUUCGAUCUUGUCCCGGGACAAGAUCAAAAACCUUCGUUUCGGUUGGGAAGAAGAACAAGCACAGGAGGAGGGGGGGAAUUCAAGUUAUCUGAGAUCUAGGGUUUAUGCUUGCAACUUCUGCAAGAAAGAGUUCUCCACCUCACAAGCCCUAGGCGGACACCAAAAUGCUCACAAGCAAGAACGUGAAUGGGAGAAGAAGCGAAAGCAGAUGGAAUCUGAGUACCCUACUCUCGCCUUUCUGCACCCCUACUUGAACCGAUCGCCGUUCUCCGGUGGAUCCUGGAUCAGCAGUUUAUCAUACGAUAACCAUCUCGGUUCACGUUUCGAUCCGAUUUUUCAGAAACCCGUUUUCUAUCAUCCGACCAACUCCUCGAUCGGACACGGCGGCCCUUCCGUGACCCCUCGUGUCCCUCCGGCGAACAAUAACCGGGUUUUCGCCGGAAAAGAUCUCUUUUCGAACGACGGUUUACCAAAGAAUUUCAUUCUUCGACCGUCGAAACGUUUGAUGAUCGGUGAUAUCAUUGAUUACUCGAGGAAUUUCAUCUCGACCGUUGGAGAAAGCGGUUCUAGUGACAAAGCUCAUCAAGCCGACAAUAAGGAAGAUGUUCGAUCGAGGCAUGACGGCAGUUCCAAAGACUGGGGACGAGAUUUGUCCCUCUAG